AUGACAGACCCAACCACUUCCAAGGCCCGCCCGUUCAUCCAAGCAGAAGCCUUCUCACCCCGCUCGCACCCCCUACUAGGCAACCCAUGCGCCGUAGUCCUCUCGUCUCCGCAUCAACAACCCCUCUCCCCCACGCAACGCCAGCUCUUCUCAGCCUGGACGAACCUUUCGGAAACCACUUUCCUCCUCCCACCUACCGACUCAUCCCUCGCAGACUACAAAGUUCACAUCCACACGACGAAGCGAGAAUUGCCCUUUGCCGGGCACCCGACACUCUGCAGUGCCAGGAGCUGGCUAUACGCCCAGGCCAAGGCGAAGAAGGCGCGCGAGGAAAAGGACAUCAAGCUUGCCUCGGGGGAUCAAAGAGUCAUAACGCAGGAGUGCAACAUUGGUCUGGUGAAGAUCCGCAUCGAGGGCAAACAAGGCCAACAAGACCCCGCAGGUCGCCUGUCCCUGGCUGCUCCCGGGUUCAUCAAGUUUGGCCCCGCCGAGCAGGGGGACGUGGAGGCGAUCUGUGCCGCGCUGGGCGUGAGGAGGGAGGAUGUGCUGAAGGCGCAAUGGACGGACAACGGGCCAGGGUGGUGCACCCUGUUGCUCAAGUCGGCUCAAGCUGUUCUUGAGGCCAAAUUCAGCCAUAAAGCUCCUUACAAUGUGGGGCUGGUCGGACCGUACAAGGCCGGGAUGCCGCUGCUCCGAGAGGCGGGAUUGCUCCCCUCCGACGAGGUGGGAGAGGAGGAAGCAGAUGUAGAGGAUAUGGGGCUAGACCCGGCCCACUUUGAGGUGCGAGCAUUUCAUGACGAACUGGUGGAUGAGGACCCCGUAACGGGCUCUUUGAAUGCCGGGAUCGCACGAUGGUUGAUCGAGGGUGGACUGGCGCCGAAGAAGUACGUGGCGUCACAGGGGAGGAUGGUGGGGAGACGCGGCAGGGUUUAUGUUGAGGCUGAGCGGGGGGAGGGAGGGGAGGAGACGAUUUGGGUUGGGGGGGAGGCGGGUGUUGUUAUUGAGGGGGAGGUGAAUAUCUGA
Jaminaea rosea is the source of this 1023-nucleotide messenger RNA. Its product is annotated as Diaminopimelate epimerase-like protein. NCBI's taxonomy places the organism in Eukaryota, Fungi, Basidiomycota, Exobasidiomycetes, Microstromatales. Bases 1 to 1023 code for a protein of 340 amino acids. Gene Ontology annotation, molecular function: isomerase activity. The transcript is spliced from 2 exons. Gene Ontology annotation, biological process: biosynthetic process. Gene Ontology annotation, cellular component: cytoplasm. The record is from RefSeq and is a predicted model, not a curated record.